AUGCUAGAAACUAAUGAACAAACCAGUCAUACUAACUCUUCUAUUGCUAGACAAAGUAGAAGACUUAGAAUGAAGGAGAAGAGAGAUGCACAAUGCACUGAAUCAGAUCAUUCUCAAAACUUGGUAGAUAAAACUGAUGUAAGUGAUGCAAGGAAGAAAAGAAGGCUGAUAUUGCAAAAUAAGAAAUCAUCAUGUGGUCAUCCCACCAGUGCCCCAUCCCCAAGUACAGUCUCCCCAGUUUCUAUUCCAAAUGUAGAAGAUAGAGCUCAUUCAAUUGAUGCUCGCAAGAAAAGAAGGCUUAUAUUAGAGAAUAGAAAGUUUUCUGUCAUACCACCUGAAACACAAUAUUCCCAAGUGCCACUGUCUAACUCUGAGGAUGAAUGCAGCUCAUCCAAUACUUCAGACUCUGAAGAUGAUAUGGAACAAGCACCGUUAGCAGAUUCAAAUUUACAAGAAUAUUCUGAUAUAGGGGAUCAAAUAUGGGAAUGUACAUAUUGUCAUGCACACAUGUGGCUUCAAGAACGUGCCAGUAAAACCAAAAAGGGACAUGUUCCAACAUUCCAUCGCUGUUGUCGCGGUGGUAAAAUUGUUGUACCUUUACUUGAAGAGGCACCCCCACUGUUGAGACAUCUGCUGUUUAACAAAACAUCUACCGAGAGCAAAAAUUAUCGAAAUAAUAUUCGAACAUACAACUCAAUGUUUUCGUUUACUUCUCCUGGAAAGAAAUUUGACACCACAUAUUCAAAGAAAGGAGGACCACCAACUUUGAGACUGCACGGUCAAACCUGUCAUCGAAUAGGUACUCUACUACCAGAAAAUGGAGACCGUCCGCAAUAUGCUCAGCUAUAUAUUUAUGACACAGAUAAUGAAGUUACUAAUAGAAUGAAGUGUUUCAGAGACAAUACUGAAAUUGACGAGAACACUGUUCAUAAUUUGAAGACCGUGUUAGAUGAGUUCAAUAUUCAUGCAAAAGUUUUUAGAAUGGCGAGGGAUGUCCUGGACGAUAAUGCAUUCUUAGACUUAAAACUGAGGGUUAUAUGUGAUAAACCUGAGGAUGGACGCGUGUAUAACAGACCAACGGUUUCAGAAGUUGCUGCACUAAUUGUGGGAGACAUUGAUUCUGCUUGUAAUAGGGACAUUAUUAUUCAAGCACGCAACGGUGGUUUGCAACGUAUUGAUGAGUUUCAUCCAGCAUAUUUGGCAUAUCAAUACCCUCUCAUAUUUGCGUAUGGUAAGAUGGUUAUAGGAAAAAUAUAUUGCAUAGAUAUCGCCAUGAAACUGAGGUUGACAGAUGAAUGCAAUAACGAUGAUGGCAGACAACAACAAAAGCGGGGAAAGCGAGUUGUCUUACCGUCAUCUUUUGUUGGGGGAAAAAGAUAUAUGGAUCAACUGUAUUUUGACGGAAUGGCAAUUUCAAGUAGAUUGGGUUUUCCGGACCUAUUCAUUACAUUUACUUGCAAUCCAACAUGGCCAGAAAUUAUCCGUGCCUUGUCCGAAACUGGGUUACAACCACACGAUCGACCCGAUAUUAUUACUAAAGUCUUCAAAAUCAAAUUUGACGAACUCAUUGCAGAUAUAACAAAAAAGCAUGUUCUAGGGAAAGUUUUGGCCUUUAUGUACACUAUUGAAUUUCGGAAGAGGGGAUUGCCACACGCACAUAUUUUGAUUUUUUUACAUCCUCAGAGCAAAUACCCCACACCAUCUGACAUUGACAACAUCAUCUGUGCUGAAAUACCAGACCCUGCUGUUCAUCCGAGGUUGUAUGCGUUGGUUAAAUCUAACAUGAUGCACGGCCCAUGUGGAGUGGCGCGCAUGACAUCAACCUGUAUGAAAAAUGGUAAAUGCUCUAAAUACUUUCCAAAGAAGUUUAACGAGGAAACUAUUGUUGAUGCAGAAGGUUAUCCCCUCUAUAGGAGAAGAUCAAAAACCCACGUUAUUGAAAAAAAUGGUAUCACAUUGGACAACCGUCAUGUGGUACCUUAUAACAAAAGAUUUCUCCUCAAAUAUAACGCACAUAUAAACAUGGAAUGGUGUAACCAGAGCACUUCAAUCAAAUAUCUUUUCAAAUACAUUAGCAAAGGCUAUGACAGAAUAACAGCUUCGGUGUCAACCAACAACAAUGAACCGGUUGAUGAAAUAAAACAAUACUUAGAUUGCAGAUAUAUCUCACCAUGUGAAGCAUGCUGGAGAAUUUACUCCUUUCACAUUCAUGGUAGAAGACCGGCAGUUGAACGUAUGUUUUAUCACUUGGUAGGCGAAAAGGCUGUUUACUACACUGAUCACGAUCGAAUGGAAAAUGUUUUGGAGAAUGCAAGUGUUACUGAUUCCAUGUUUACUGGUUGGCUAUCUGCAAACUCAAAGUAUACUGAGGCACAGUCACUCACUUAUGGUCAAUUUGUAUCUAAGUUUGUUUACCACAAAAAAGAAAGGGAGUGGAGGCCCCGCAAAAAGGGAUUCACCAUUGGGAGAUUGAUAUGGGUUCCACCAACAACAGGUGAACUUUUUUACCUGCGGAUGAUGUUGACGGUAGUCAAGGAACCAAAAAGUUAUGAAGAAAUUCGCAAGGUCGGUAAUACCCAGUAUGAAACAUUUAGAGAUGCAUGCUUCGCCAUGGGAUUUCUGGAAGAUGACAAAGAAUAUAUUGGUGCACUCAAAGAGGCCAGUGAAUGGGGCUCUGGACAUUUUGUCCGAAAACUAUUUGUGGUGAUGCUAUUGUCAGGUGCUGUUAAUCGCCCAACACACAUUUGGAAGGAAUCAUGGCAGCUGUUAUCUGAUGGUGUCCUACAUGCUCAAAGGCAAUUGGCUUUAAAUACAGAAUUGGUUCUCACAGAUGCCGAAUUGCAACAUUUGACCCUGAUUGAAAUAGAAAAGCUGCUUCAAGAAAAUAAAAGGACACUAAAAGAUUUCAAACCAAUCCCUUAUCCAGAUGGAUAUGUUCUGCAACAAUUAGGUAAUAGACUGAUAUAUGACGAACGCAAUUAUAACAUUGCCAAAACAAAGACAAAAUUCACAAAUCUCUUUCGUGGACUUACAGUUAUGCUAUUGAAGAAAACCAAUUUUGUGAAAGACCUUACUGAUAACCUUGACCCAGAUGAACAGACAGCUAUGUAUCAAAAAAUUAUGCGCGCAGUUGAGUCUCAUAAUGGUGCAGUCUUCUUCCUACAUGGUUACGGUGGAACCGGUAAGACAUACAUGUGGAGAACACUGGCGGCAGCAUUAAGGUCGAAGCAUGAUAUAUGUCUGACAGUCGCAACCAGUGGUAUAGCGUCAUUAUUGUUGCCAGGAGGUCGAACUGCACAUUCAAAAUUUAAGAUACCAGUGCCAACGCUCGAUAAUUCUACUUGCAAAAUUGAGUACAAUGAUGAUGUGGGAGACCUUCUUAGACAAACUAAACUAAUUAUUUGGGAUGAGGCUCCAAUGGCACACAAGCAUACUUUUGAAGCACUAGAUAGAACGCUCAGAGACGUAAUGUCUAAAUACGGUAACUCAAAGGAGAUGUUUGGUGGAAAAGUUGUUGUUUUUGGAGGUGAUUUCAGGCAGAUUUUACCUGUUGUCCCUCGAGGAAGCCGUUCGGAUAUUGUACAUUCUGCCAUAAAUGCGUCUUACAUAUGGAAUUCUGUUCAAGUGUUAACAUUAACCAAAAACAUGCGCCUGCAAUCCGGUCCGACUGAAGAUGAUACAAAUGAAAUGCAACAGUUUUCUGAAUGGUUGUUAAGAAUUGGCGAAGGAAAAGUAUGA
Messenger RNA from Vicia villosa (hairy vetch), 3738 nucleotides. RefSeq lists its product as uncharacterized. The transcript has 7 exons. Lineage: Eukaryota; Viridiplantae; Streptophyta; Magnoliopsida; Fabales; Fabaceae. Gene Ontology annotation, molecular function: DNA helicase activity. The record is from RefSeq and is a predicted model, not a curated record. Bases 1 to 3738 code for a protein of 1245 amino acids. Gene Ontology annotation, biological process: DNA repair; telomere maintenance.